AUGAGCCAGGCCCGUUACGUCGGAAUAUUCCGGUGCAACAAGUGCAGUACUCCACUCUUUCUCGAAGAACAUGUGCAACAACAUGAGUCUGUCGCUAAGGUUGCGUUCCGGCGGCAACAGGUGCCCGAGGCCCGGUGCUCGUCGUAUUUCCUUCCGAAGCUCCGGUGGAUGGGGGACCUCCUGGGGAAUCAGGGCAACCUCGCAUGCCCCCAGUGCGCCCAGCGGGUGGGAGGCUGGUGCUGGAGCGGACGGGCAUGCACGUGCGGCGGGCUCGUCGUCCCAUACAUCGCCGUCCACCGCAACAAGGUCGACCGCGUCAUGACAGAGGUCUCCGCCGGGGACGCACCUACUGCCGCAGGAGCCCCAUGA
Messenger RNA from Giardia duodenalis, 369 nucleotides. RefSeq names its product Dual specificity protein phosphatase 12. Bases 1 to 369 code for a protein of 122 amino acids. The record is from RefSeq and is a predicted model, not a curated record. Lineage: Eukaryota; Fornicata; Diplomonadida; Hexamitidae. The transcript has a single exon.